GCUCAGGGACACAAUGGUGGAUGUCUCACAGUGGGAAUCAAACCCAGGUCUCCCACACCAAAGGCUAGCAUCUUAUCUAUGCGCCAUCACCCCUUUUUAACACUGUUAUCUUCCAUUCUGUACGCAUUAGCUUGGCAGACUUAGGACCCAUCCACACUACUCCGUUUUAGUUUAUAAACAGAAAAUCAAAAAGAAUACGAUCUUUGUCCACACCAGGGUUUUAGCUGGGAUGGACCAAUAACGAGCUGGGACUGUUACUGAAUGUAUCACGGGAGUGUAGCGGCGGAUUUGUGUUCCACAGAUAUGCUUUAAAUGUAAUUUAUUGUUUUAGAUGGCUUGCUCCACCAUGACAUCUCACUUACUGUUUCUCUCUGUUGAUAUAGAGUAGGAGAAGAAGAGAUGGACUCAAACGUCACCACUGUCAGCACUGUGACAAAUCCUUUACAACAUCUGUAAAUUUAAGGAUUCAUCAGAGAGUUCACACUGGAGAGAAACCGUACGGCUGUGACCAGUGUGGGAAAACCUUCUCUCAAUCAGGUAACCUGAAAAUCCACCAGCGUGUUCACAUGGGAGUGAAACCGUACUGGUGUGACCAGUGUGGGAAAACUUUCACUACAUCAGAUCACCUUAAAAUCCACCAACGUGUUCACACUGGAGAGAAACCGUACAGCUGUGACCAGUGUGGCAAAGCUUUCAUUACAUCAGAUCACCUGAAAAUCCACCAACGUGUUCACACUGGAGAGAAAUCAUACUGGUGUGAACAGUGUGGAAAAACUUUCACUACAUUAGGUACCCUAAAAAUCCACCAACGUGUUCACACUGGAGAGAAACCGUACGGCUGUGACCAGUGUGGGAAAACCUUCUCUCAAUCAGGUAACCUGAAAAUCCACCAGCGUGUUCACACGGGAGUGAAACCGUACUGGUGUGACCAGUGUGGGAAAACUUUCACUACAUCAGAUCACCUGAAAAUCCACCAACGUGUUCACACUGGAGUGAAACCGUACUGGUGUGACCAGUGUGGGAAAACUUUCAUUACAUCAGAUCACCUGAAAAUCCACCAACGUGUUCACACUGGAGAGAAAUCAUACUGGUGUGAACAGUGUGGAAAAACUUUCACUACAUUAGGUACCCUAAAAAUCCACCAACGUGUUCACACUGGAGAGAAAUCAUACUGGUGUGAACAGUGUGGUAAAACUUUUACAACAUCAGGUGCCCUUAAAAUCCAUCAACGUGUUCACACUGGAGAGAAACCUCACUGGUGUGAACAGUGUGGAAAAACUUUCUCUACAUCAGGUCACCUAAAAAUCCAUCAACGUGUUCACACUGGAGAGAAACCGUACUGGUGUGAACAAUGUGGAAAAACUUUCACUACAUCAGGUCACCUAAAAAUCCACCAACGUGUUCACUAGAGAUGGGGAUCGAGACCCUGUUUCAAAAUUUUUCAAAACCCAAAAAUCAAGAAGGUUCGAGCUUAUCGAUACAGUUAUCGAGACUUCUAGGUCCUAUGAUGUAAUAUUAUGUCUCGAGCAUCAUAUCUGAUUUAAUUUGAAACGCAAUGGUUACGAGUUAGCUCCAAACUACUAAC
Micropterus salmoides (largemouth bass) is the source of this 1585-nucleotide messenger RNA. Its product is annotated as zinc finger protein 239-like. The transcript is spliced from 2 exons. Gene Ontology annotation, biological process: regulation of transcription by RNA polymerase II. The record is from RefSeq and is a predicted model, not a curated record. Gene Ontology annotation, molecular function: RNA polymerase II cis-regulatory region sequence-specific DNA binding; DNA-binding transcription factor activity, RNA polymerase II-specific. NCBI's taxonomy places the organism in Eukaryota, Metazoa, Chordata, Actinopteri, Centrarchiformes, Centrarchidae. Gene Ontology annotation, cellular component: nucleus. Bases 567 to 1409 code for a protein of 280 amino acids.